AUGACGACCGCCGACGGUCUAGGUGCCCAAAGGGUCCGCCGGUUAUCCAGCUUGGACGCUGUUCGGGCCGACCUUUAUGGCGGGCCCAAUGUGGUCGUUCCUCCCAAACAUUUGAUGGCCACCAGUGACUCUCACGAAACGGCCAUAGCAAUGGAAAUGGCCAAGCAACACUUAGAAGAUGAGGUUUCAUCUGAUGAGGGGUCACCCCGCGCUGCGUCGCCGGUCCCGCGAGGGCCUUUGACCACCACUGAUGAGUUUGCGCUCGCCUUUGACAUUGACGGCGUUCUGAUCAGGGGAGGGGAACCGAUCCCUGCGGCCAUUGAGGCACUCAAAUAUAUCAAUGGGGCCAAUCCAUAUGGAAUUAAGAUUCCCUAUAUCUUCGUCACUAAUGGCGGAGGCAAGACCGAAGAAGAACGAUGCUUGGAUCUAAGCCGGCAACUUGAACUGGAGGUCUCGCCGGGUCAAUUCAUUUGUGGCCACACUCCCAUGCGGGAGAUGGCGACGCGGUACAAUACCGUUCUUGUCGUUGGUGGUGUAGGCGAGAAAUGCCGCAUUGUCGCCGAAGGCUAUGGUUUUAAGGAUGUCAUCACUCCCGGGGAUAUCAUCAAGACAAGGCACGACACUACUCCAUUCCGGAGCUUGACAGAGGAGGAGUACAAGAACUCUCGCGUCCGAGAUUUCAGUCAGACCAACAUUGAUGCCAUCUUCGUUUUUGCCGACAGUCGAGACUGGGCUGGUGAUCAACAGAUCAUUUUAGAUGUUCUCAUGUCGAAGAAUGGACGUCUCGGCACACGCUCCGAGACCUUCGACGAGGGCCCUCCCGUAUUCUUUUCCCACAAUGAUGUUGUGUGGUCCACCUCUCAUGAACAUUCUCGUAUUGGUAUGGGUGCCCUCAGGGCUUCUCUAGAGGCGCUCUACCAAGCCGUCACUGGAAAGGCCUUGAAUACGAUUGCGUUUGGCAAACCUCAACUGGGAACAUAUGAGUUCGCCACCCGCCUCCUUCGCCAGUGGCGCAAGGACACCCACAGCAUCAACAGUCCUCCAAACACCGUCUACUUCGUCGGUGACACCCCGGAGUCAGAUAUCCGUGGUACCAACGAGUUCGACAAGAUCAGUGACUCCCACUGGUACUCAAUUCUUGUUAAGACAGGUGUCUACCAGGAGGGUACUAUUCCCCGCUACCCGCCCAAGAAGAUCACCGACAAUGUGUUGGAAGCUGUCAAGUUUGCUAUGGAGCGUGAACUCAGCAAGCAGGCCAAUGAGUCCGCCAUCGCAGAUGAUGUCGACUCCGGCAUCGACUCGGAGUCUGCUAACAACCAUUGA
Aspergillus bombycis is the source of this 1323-nucleotide messenger RNA. Its product is annotated as phosphatidyl synthase. Bases 1 to 1323 code for a protein of 440 amino acids. Lineage: Eukaryota; Fungi; Ascomycota; Eurotiomycetes; Eurotiales; Aspergillaceae. The record is from RefSeq and is a predicted model, not a curated record. Gene Ontology annotation, biological process: glycerophospholipid biosynthetic process. The transcript has 2 exons. Gene Ontology annotation, cellular component: mitochondrion.